Brassica rapa (field mustard) is the source of this 1110-nucleotide messenger RNA. RefSeq names its product putative F-box protein At1g31000. The record is from RefSeq and is a predicted model, not a curated record. Lineage: Eukaryota; Viridiplantae; Streptophyta; Magnoliopsida; Brassicales; Brassicaceae.
CAGCAGCCAAGACUUCAUCAGAUCGUUCCCGUCGCAUUCGAUUCAGCCACAUCCACCACGUCUGUUCUACGCUGUAAAUAACAUAGAAAAACAAAACGGAUUCUACAAGUGGUUUUUCUACUCGUCACCAUCAACAACUCUCGUAGAGGAGGAGAUUAUAUUUCAAUCUUCUAUCUCUCGUACCACGUGCGAGAUUUGGAGUCAGUCUCCCAGCCAUGUUCAUUACGUCAAUGGCUUGAUAAGCUUUGGAUAUGGUGAGAAACAAAUCAUAACUAGCCCUAGCACCGGUAAGACCAUAUACUUACCCAAAGUGAGAUCAAGAAAACAAAUCAUUCGAAGUUAUUUCGGAUUUGAUCCAGUUGAAUCCCAAUAUAAAGUGCUAGCAGUGUGCAUGUCUGAUAAGGUGGGUGACUACUCCAAAGUUCCUUCUUCUGAGCAUAAAGUGUUUACAUUAAUGGGAAGAGAAGGAAGAGUUGCACAAACAUGGAGGAUGGUUACGUGUAAGACUAGUCCUCAUUGUCCUAAAACUAACGGUGUAUGCAUCAAUGGGGUUUUGUAUUAUGUCGCUUCCACGGGAAAGAAAAAGAUGUCUGAAUGGUUCUUAAUGAGGUUUGAUGUGAGGACCGAGAAGUUGGAUCUCCUUUCUCGACUAUCCUGGAGGUUAUACGAUUUGGAUCGUCUAUCUUUGAUAAACUACCAAGGAAAAGUGACCUUUGUCGUUCAAACUUGUCCCUCUAGUACUAUAUUUGAUUUGUGGGUUAUGGAAGAUACUGUAGAAUGGUCGAGGAUUUGUGUCCACAUUCCUUGGAAGAGUUGUUGGAAAUCUACAAUAGACAUCAUAGGCACUAUUCAUACGGGUCAGAUUGUUUUCUUUUACAACCAUAGCGACGACAUGUACGCUCGGUGUUUUGUUCUCUAUUACGAUCACAAGACGAAUAGACUCAUACAUAGACGGUUGUCUUAUGGUAUAGAAGUAGGGUUUCAACCGGUUUCUGCAAUGUUGCUUUCUUGUGAUUACGUAGAGAAUGUUAUGUCGUUUUUUUCUUUUUAAACUUUUUCUUGAAUAAGUUUAUAUUGCAUGGGACUAUUGUGCUCAUUAUAUAUGUUUGA